AAUAAUAUUUUUAAGCGGGAAAAAUAUGUCAACAUGUUUAUUUUUAUAAUUUAAAUAAUUUAUCUGUUUGUUUGUUUAUUUAAUUGAUAAAUAAUUGUUUAUAUAUAUUUUUAAAUUAAUUUGGGUAUUUAAAAUAUAAAAUGAAAUGUGUGAUACCCGGUGCCAAUGUAAAAAUAUUGGCAAGAGCUAUACAUGCACUUGGAAAAAUAGGAGAAGAAUUAUAUGUUUUACCUCAAGAUCAAUCAUUAUCAUUUCGUACUGUCAGUAUGACAAACUCAGCAUACUGUGAUUUUACAUUUAAUCAUCAGUUUUUUUCAUAUUAUAAUUACGGUAAUCUUGAAGAAGAUGAUGCAUCUAAAUGCAAAGUUUCUAUGAGAGCGGCAAUGAGCGCAUUCAAAACACCCAACACGAUGGACAAAUUAGUCGAAACCUGCCACAUUAAAUUACAAGCCAAUGCAACGAAACUUAUAAUUGUACUAAACUAUAAAAAUAGUGUAAGAAAAACAUUCCUACUCGCCAUUUUAAAUUGUGAAAUACUACAGGCUUCAUACAAUAAAGACAAUGUGCCAAAUCAUUUAAUAAUACAACCGAAGAUUUUAUCUGACGCCAUACAAAACUUCCAGCAAAACUUAACUGAAAUAACUUUGGAUGUUUCGUCAGAUAAAAUAUUACUCAGGAAUUAUGUCAAUGAAACUUCUAAUUUGUCGAAUUUAACGCGUACUCAAUUGGCAUUAGCGAUUGGUGAAUUUGAUACUUAUAAAAUAGGACAAGAUGCUUGUGUUACAUUUUGUAUGAAAGAAGUGCGGCCUUUUCUGUCAUUGGCUGAAAUGGUUGAGAGACCAAUUCAUCUGCUGUUCGAAAUUGCCGGAAGGCCAGUUGUUUUUGUAGUAAAAGAUAUUUCAUUUGAGGCGAAUCUCGUACUGUCGACGAUAAAUCCCGACUUGGGUAACUCGGGCAUCUCAGAUACGUCGGUUCAUAAUCGCAGACAAGCUGUAAAGAAACGCGGAGCUUUGCAGAGGAACGCGAAGCCAACGAAGGCUAAAGAAAAGACAACGAAGACAAGCAAAAAUAAAGCGACCGCGUCUGCUGGCAGCAGCAUAAUUCAGUCGGUUAAUAGCAGCGACAAAAGCACUCCCAAAGCAAAAGGAUCCAAGAAACUGCAGACGGAGAAAGUGGACGUGCAUAGUUCGAUAGUCGCGGGUGUUCAGUCUGCGCAAAUAAGCAACGACCCGGACCGGACUAUUCCUGUGACGGGUAACCAGCUAUCUUCAUCAGCGGGAUCUAGAAGACGCUCUAGUUUCAUUGCAGAGACACCUUCUUCUCACUCUUCCUCACCACGGGCUAGAAUUCUCAGUGGCGCCUCGUCGUCAUCGAUAUUCACACCAGCUUCCAAAAGGAGAACCAGCGGCGACGAUGGAAAUUACUCAGAUCAUCAACCUAUGGAACAGGAUGACGUUGUGCCCAGUUCACCUCCUCCUCGGUCCAGCAAAAAGGCUAAAAUUAUAUUCAAAAAAUGUUUACAGGCAACUUUUGAUCCUACUUCGGUACCUGGACACGAUAUGAUGUUGGCCAAAGAUUCUGAUGAGGAGACUAAUUAAUUUAAUUGUAUUUAUUGUCCAUGAGUCUUCAAUGUACAUAAAAAAAAUUUGUUCUUUAACUGAUAAUAAAUUU
This is a messenger RNA of Microplitis demolitor, 1671 nucleotides long. It is a transcript of the gene Rad9, whose product is annotated as cell cycle checkpoint control protein RAD9A. Gene Ontology annotation, cellular component: checkpoint clamp complex. The transcript is spliced from 6 exons. Gene Ontology annotation, biological process: DNA replication checkpoint signaling; mitotic intra-S DNA damage checkpoint signaling; DNA repair. NCBI's taxonomy places the organism in Eukaryota, Metazoa, Arthropoda, Insecta, Hymenoptera, Braconidae. Bases 141 to 1598 code for a protein of 485 amino acids. The record is from RefSeq and is a predicted model, not a curated record.